AUAUUCUUUUUGUUUUACGCGAGCGUCUACGAUUUAAUAACAGGUUUCCGUGGAAAAAUACAAAACAAAAUCAAACUAUAAUAACAACACAACGACGAAGACGACGACGACGACGACUGUAGGUACUACAACACUAUAAUAUACAGUACCUACGUACAACGAUACAACACACCGCACGUGUAUUGUAAUAUCAGUACGGUGGGGCGGCGGCGGCGGAUAUAGCAACAAUUGCACUCACCGCCGGCCGACGACUAACUAGUUCAUUCCGUCGGACCACGCGACACCGCAAUAAUAUAUUAUUAUACUCUCGGCAGACGGACCGCUGAUGCUGUGUGCGCGCGACCAUAGACAUACGGAAACCGGUCACGGCUCAUUCGGCGGAGAUCGAUCGCAGAACGUUAUCCUUAGUGCGACCGCAAAGUUCACAAGCGCCGUAUAGUCCGUCACCCUAGGCCCGCCCCUUAGUGUUUGCUUAUAUUAUUUCGGUCGUCAUACCAUCGUACCUUACCUUAUUAUAUUAUUUUAUUUAUUAUUUGGCACUCAAAGAGUGCUCACCCGGAGUUGUAAACCCAUCGUCGCGACCAUGACCGCCGGCGACGAACAACCACGGCCCCCGGUGGGUCGGGCGCAGAGCACCGUCUCGUUCGCGGCGACGACGAUCAACCACCGCGGCGACCAGGGAAACCGCGGUAACCGCAGCGACAACGAGGACGACGACGACAACCACUCGUCCACUUGCAGCAACGACGAUGUGCUACCCGACGAGGAAGAGAUGCCGCUGGUCGAAGCGUCCAGGACGAGGGUAUUCAGCGUGUCCGCCGACAGGCCGAUCACCAGGAUCCCGACCCGGGUCGACAUGAAGACGUUGACGCACAAGGCGAAGCGACCGGCCGUCGACAUCGAAUUCCAUGACCUCACUUACGCCGUAAACACUACAGCGGGACAAAGAACUAUACUGAAAGGCAUAAACGGUUUCUUUCGUUCGGGACACCUGACCGCCAUUAUGGGUCCUUCCGGUGCUGGGAAGAGUUCGCUGAUGAACAUACUCGCUGGAUACGUGAGAAGUGACAUCAAAGGACAAAUUCUUACAAAUGGUCAUCCCAGGAAUAUGCAACUUUUCAAAAAACUUUCCAGUUACAUAAUGCAAGAAGAUCUGCUCCAACCCAGACUUACAGUUAUAGAAUCGUUGAGUUACGCUGCUCGAUUAAAAAUUGGCCGUGAACUAUCGAAAGAAGACAAAGAUAAAGCUGUAAACGAGGUGCUGGAACUCUUAGGGGUAUCGGUGUGCCGUAACACAUAUGUGGAGAAAUUAUCCGGAGGUCAGCGCAAACGUCUAUCCGUGGCCCUCGAGUUGGUCAACAAUCCGCCGGUGAUAUUUCUAGACGAACCCACCACUGGACUGGACAUUGUGGCGAUAAAGCAGUGCGUCACCCUGUUGGUCGAUCUCGCCAAACAAGGAAGGACAGUGGUGUGCACCAUACACCAACCCAGCUCGCCGUUAUUCCACAUGUUCGACCACGUGUACAUGCUGGCCAGAGGCUCUUGUAUUUACAACGGGUCGCCCAAACAAUUGGUGCCGUUCUUGGCGCAGGUCGGACACGUCUGCAAGCCCACCCACAACCCAGCAGAUUUCGUUUUCGAGGUAUUAGACAACGAUACAAUAGUUGACUUAACGAGAGAAAUUCAAAAUGGAAAAGUAAUAUUAUGUGACGAUUUAGACGAAAUGGAAAAUGGAAUGGCAACUUCCAAACUUUGUCGUACCGACACGCUAAUUACAUUACCACCGGUCUUUGAUGACGUACCAGAAGUAGAUCAAAACGAAGCGGAAUACCCGUCAUCUUUCGGUACCCAAUUCUCUAUACUGUUGGCAAGAAAAACCAAACAAUUCUGUAGAAAUACCACUGGACUGUGGAUAUCAUUCUUCCAUCAUACAUUCUCAGCAUUGCUUCUUGGAAGCAUUUACUAUGGAAUUGGAUCAGAUGGUAAUCGACCAUUUGAAAAUUUCAAGUUUUGUAUCAGUGUUAUCGUUUUUUUUGUUUAUACUCACGUCAUGGGUCCAGUACUUACGUUUCCGUCAGAAGUUAAACUAUUACGGCGAGAAUACUUUAAUCAUUGGUAUAGUCUCAAAUCGUACUUCUUUGCAUCCACUAUUACAUCAUUACCAAGUAUGGUGUUAUUUGGAUCGUUAUUCCUUUUAAUUGUAUACUUUAUGUCUGCACAACCAAUAGAGUGGAUUAGAUUCAGCGAGUUUAUGGCUAUAGGUCUAUUUACUGGUUACACAUCCGAAGGAUUGGGCGUUCUCAUCGGGUCAUCUGUAAAAAAUUCCACCGGCGCCGUGAUGACACCCGCGCUGCUGGCGCCAAUGCUCGCGCUGGCCGUCUACGGGAUGGGCUAUGGGCUGGCCAUCGAGCCCAUCAUGGAGUCACUGAUGGCCACCAGCUUCCUGAGGUACGCGCUGGUCGGCGUGUGCACUUCGCUGUUCGGCAACGGGCGCGCCGACAUGGAAUGCCUCAAAGAGGACCUGUACUGCCACUACAAGAACCCGGAACUGCUGCUCCGCGACCUGGGCAUGAGCGGCCGGUCGAUCGUCAACCAGUUCGUCGGGCUGGCCUUGUUCGGGAUGUGCUUCAGGCUGGCCGCAUACUACAUCAUCAAACUGAGGAUGAUGAACAAGCCGCUCCGAAAGAUACCGCUGUACUUCAAGAAGUUCCUGCGAGGGUAAUUGCCUCCCCCCCCUCCGUUGGCGAGAAGAACUUGUCACGCGGUCUACUUAUCCGUUUUGUCGUUAUCACAGUUAUUUAUACAUAAUAAUAUUAUUAUAGUGCUCAGGCCCAAGUUACGUCAUCGAGUUGGUACUUAGAGCGAUGCGACUUAGGCACCGCACAGUACCUUCCCGUUUAUAUAUUGUAAUAUUGUAAUAACGAUGACUAGCAUUUACAUACUAUUAUAAGAUAUUAUAAUAUUAUUUGAACUAAAUGACUCAAUCGCUCGUUCUACACGACGUCCGACGAGUAGGUAUAAUAAUAUGAUUAAUAUUAUGUUACCAAUAUUAGUUUAUAAUAUAUUUUUAUUUAUUCCAUCGAUUUUUAUCACGUCAGUUUCGAUUGAACGUAAUCGACAUGUUAAAUUAUAUUCUGUAAAUUGUAUUUAUGUAUAAUAUUUAUGUGUACCUAUUACCUAUGUCUUGUCUUGUUUUGUUUUGUUUUGUGUACGUUUUAUACCUGUUACGAAGUGUUUUUAGUAUUUUCAGAGCUCAAAAACUUUUCGUAAUUGUCCACAAACAGCUUUAGCUCCUAAAACAUUUAACGUUUUAAUCACAAAAACCCUUCUGGUUUACCGCAAUAUUAUAAAAAUAUCAGAGUAGGGCAUUAUUCGAAUACAUUUUUAAUUAUAUAAAUAACAUUUAGCCGAAUACAUUUUUUUUUGAAUUAUUAUUCAAAUAGAAAUGUAUAAAAAUUAUUUUAAAUUAUUUAUCCGAUUAAUUUUUAAAAAAAUACCAUCGUGUUCAAAUAAUUUUUUAUUCAAUUAAUUGUAAGAAAAUCAAUCCAACAAUUUUUUAUUCGAGUACAUCGUACAUUUUAUUCGAAUAACUAAAUAACUAUUUAGAUAAAAAUUGGUCCAACUCUGAAUAAUUUUAUAGAUACAUUGAACAUUUUAUGGGUCAUGGAAAUAUUUUUGUCACAAACCUCUUGUUUUUUUUUCAACGAUUCGUCUAUCAACGGGUCGGCAUAAUUAGGGUCGUUCAAUGGAUCUGUAUUGUCUGUACUUGAUGCGUGUGCGCCAGAUUCUAAUGAAAUCUAUAAUUGAGAAAAAUAAUUUAACGUCUAAAAAAAUUAAAUCAACACAGAAAAGUAACCUAUCUUCGAUAAACACUUUUAUUUAUCAAUGUAACAAACUAUAUAAUAUUUUUAUUUAUGUUAAGAAAAUACGUUUUGGAUAAGUAUAAUUAUUAUUUAUUUAUUUAUUAUAUUAUAUCUGUACCCGAUGUAUAUUUAUUAGAAAGGAAUAAUUUUGUGUCAGAUGGUAGAAGUUUAUUGAUAUUUAUAUAUAAUAUGUUAAUGUAUCACAAAAUAUUAAUAAAACCACACAAUUAGUAAAAUA
Messenger RNA from Acyrthosiphon pisum (pea aphid), 4101 nucleotides. Its product is annotated as ATP-binding cassette sub-family G member 4. Gene Ontology annotation, biological process: transmembrane transport. The record is from RefSeq and is a predicted model, not a curated record. NCBI's taxonomy places the organism in Eukaryota, Metazoa, Arthropoda, Insecta, Hemiptera, Aphididae. Gene Ontology annotation, molecular function: ATP hydrolysis activity; ABC-type transporter activity; ATP binding. Gene Ontology annotation, cellular component: plasma membrane. Bases 584 to 2722 code for a protein of 712 amino acids. The transcript has 11 exons.